AUGCCUGGAAAAGCAAGCGACUGGGAUAACGCCGAGUUCCUCAUGGAUCUUGUCGUCGGCCUCUAUACUGGUGCCCAGACUAAUAAGGGUUUGACUCCUGCCAUCAAGGAAUCCAUCGAGGACUACCUCAAGGCUCGUGGAUAUUCCACUUCCUUUGACGCUGUUCGCCUUAGGAGAGGUUUGAGUAUAAAAUCUCCUCACAUGGCAUCUUCUCCCCUCCCAACAACUUCUCCCCUCUCAACUUCUCCUUUCUACUUUUCAUUCCUACAACUUGUACUUUCUCUCAUCUAUCUGUCUAUUUACUCAUCCAACAUCACCAUGGUCAAGCGUCAAGUGAUGGUCUGGGACGCCAACGUCCAUGAGGAUAUCCUCAUCAGUCUUUUUCAGCACAUCAAGCCGAGCUCCGAUGACUGGACCAAUGUCAUGAAUGAUCUUCAGGGGAAGGGAUACUCAUUCACUGAAAGCGCUCUGCGUCAGCACGUCCAGAAGCUUCGAAAGAACCGCGACACCGCUGGGAUCCAGAACUCUGGUUCUGAGGCUGGUACUCCUCGCAAGCCUCGGGCUACUGCCCCCAAGACUCCCAAGCGCGCUCCCAAGCGAAAGGCUCCCGCCAAAUCUGCUUCCAUCCCUGAUGAAGACGAAGAGGACCUUGAGGAUAUGAAGCUGCAGCUAAAGAUGGAGGAGACUGACGUCGGGGAUGACUCUCUCCUUUCCCCCAAGGGUGUCAAGCGGGCCCGAACUGCUACUCCCAAGGCUGAGCCUGAAGCCGACGAUGAGCUUGACAGCAGCGAGGUCUAA
Molecule: messenger RNA, 798 nt
Organism: Fusarium poae
Lineage: Eukaryota; Fungi; Ascomycota; Sordariomycetes; Hypocreales; Nectriaceae
Exons: 4
Coding region: 1-798 (265 amino acids)
Source: RefSeq, a predicted model, not a curated record